AUGAAACAUGAUCUGAUGGAACAGCAAAGGAAUUACAGAGAGUCGCAAAAUGAAAUUAUGCUUGGAAUAAAAAAGGAAUUCGAAGGUCUGCAAGAGAAUCUGAUGCAGAGACAAAAGCUCUACGAAGAGUCGCAACAAAAUGAAAUGCACGCAUUAGAAGGGAAAAUUUGUGAUAUAGCAACGGUGGUUCAAACAUUGGAAAAAGCAGGAAAAUCUUUGAUGGCUGAUUUGAAGAAUGAACGAGGCAUUAUUAAAGAUCUGCAAAAGAAUUUUUCGGAAGAGGAAAAGAAAAUUGAAGGUUUAAAGGCGAAUAUACAGGCGUUGAAAGAGCAAAUCAAUGCCCGUGAAUUUGAAGAGGUCAUUCCACGUAAGAGUCUUUGGCAACAAUUUAAGGAAAGCAAUGUCAUCGUGAAAGUAAUUGUGGUGGCUAUUCCUAUGUCAGUCAUUGUAGCCAUCUAUGUCAUAAGAAGAUAUUAUAUGUCUAAACAAAGGGCGAUUGCCGCUGAAUCUGUCAAGGAUAAUGAAAAUGACAAUUUGCUACCUGUGCCAUGGCGUUCAUUACACAAAACAUUAACAGAAAUUCCGGAGAUAAAAGACGACCUUAUGCAAAACAUAACGGAGGAGUUGAAAAAUCAUGAUUCUACACUCAAUAUUUUACUUCUUGGUGAAACUGGGAGUGGAAAAUCGUCCUUUGUGAAUGCAUGUUUCACAGCCUUGUUACAAGAAGGACAAUACAUUGCAAGGGCUACAGCUGGAGCAAUGACCAGCGAUAGUGUAACUCUAAGG
Molecule: messenger RNA, 786 nt
Organism: Saccostrea cuccullata (small rock oyster)
Lineage: Eukaryota; Metazoa; Mollusca; Bivalvia; Ostreida; Ostreidae
Exons: 13
Source: RefSeq, a predicted model, not a curated record